This is a messenger RNA of Rhododendron vialii, 746 nucleotides long. RefSeq names its product small ubiquitin-related modifier 1-like. Gene Ontology annotation, biological process: protein sumoylation. Gene Ontology annotation, molecular function: protein tag activity; ubiquitin-like protein ligase binding. Gene Ontology annotation, cellular component: nucleus. The transcript is spliced from 3 exons. The record is from RefSeq and is a predicted model, not a curated record. Bases 148 to 480 code for a protein of 110 amino acids. NCBI's taxonomy places the organism in Eukaryota, Viridiplantae, Streptophyta, Magnoliopsida, Ericales, Ericaceae.
CCGACUCACUCAUGCGUGAGAAAACGAAAGUGUACGUAGAGAAGUAGAAAAUACAGGUUAAAAAGGAAAUUGAUAAACAAAGGAAGACUUCAACGAAAGUCGAGCGAGCGAGAGAGAGAAACAUACAGUUAGAAAGAAGAAGAGAAGAUGUCCGGCGUUACGAGUCAGCCACCGUCGGGCGUCACGGGUCAGCCGGCGGCGGAGGAAGAUCAGAAGCCCACCGGCGACCAAUCCGCUCACAUCAAUCUCAAGGUCAAGGGUCAGGAUGGCAAUGAAGUUUUCUUUAGAAUCAAGAGAAGCACUCAACUGAAGAAACUUAUGAAUGCUUACUGUGAUCGACAGUCUGUGGAGUUCAAUUCAAUCGCCUUCUUGUUUGAUGGAAGACGUCUCCGGGGGGAGCAGACUCCCGAUGAGCUAGAGAUGGAGGAUGGUGAUGAGAUUGAUGCGAUGUUGCACCAAACUGGUGGCUCAGCUGUUUGAGCAAUGCGUCAUUGUCUAUAAGAAGUUUUAGUACUUUAAUUGAGUUUGAAUAGUAUUUUGCUUGAUGUUUGAUGAAUCGGCUUUUAUGAAAAAAUAUGAUCGUCUGGAGACAUGUUAAGGAAGUUUGUCUUGUUUUGUAAAUUUGGUCCUCAACAGCUACUUCUUACCUUUGAUGAGAAGAGGGGGAUAAACUUUGUUGGUGUUUUGUCUUUCUAUGUUCUGAAUUUCUCUUUUUGGGGGAAUCAACUUUGAUCUUAUUUUUGUCA